This is a messenger RNA of Epithele typhae, 2394 nucleotides long. RefSeq lists its product as uncharacterized. The record is from RefSeq and is a predicted model, not a curated record. Bases 1 to 2394 code for a protein of 797 amino acids. NCBI's taxonomy places the organism in Eukaryota, Fungi, Basidiomycota, Agaricomycetes, Polyporales, Epitheliaceae. The transcript is spliced from 8 exons.
AUGUAUGUCGAUCCAGGCUCCGUCAACCCAACUUCCGGUGGUGCCCUCUUCUCCGGCACGCAGCGCCAGUCGCUUCAAAGCCCCUGUCUCCCCGACCGCUCACAAUGGGAUACAUCCGCCGCUGCCUGUCCGCCAAAAUCAGUGGAGGACGAGUAUUUCCCACCACCGGGCGUCACGGUCUUGGAGCUCAUGGUCUGGCAGCCAACACAUCAAGCCCCGGAUGGCACCUCUCCAGCGGAGGGGAUAGUGGAGUUUUCGAAUGACGAACGGACCCCGACAUCCGAGCUCCCUUUGUGGGUCUACGAAGCCCACCACCCUCGCGUGGUGCUCCCCUCCCUGCGGCAAAACCUUGACCGGGCUGGGUCGUUUCAAUCCGUCAUUCAUCCUUCCACCCCCGGCCUCCGCCACCCUCCUUGGGCGAUUGCGCUAUUGCGCGCUUACGACGCUGUCUGGGGGGGCAAACUCUUCUGGGAGGAGAAGAUGCGAUGGAUCCACCGUGCUGCGGUGAGGGAGGGGUGGGCCACAGCUGAUGGCGAGUUCGCACCCAGCAUAUUCGACCGCGUCGAUGCCCUCAGCAUCCCUCUUCGCCGCAUCGCAGAGGCGCUCCUUUCAGACGCACCGCUUGACACUCCACCUCCCGCGGCCGCGGUUGCAGACGCCGUCGACGCCCUCAUCUCGCCCCCCAGUGCCAUCAUCAUAGCCCCAUGGUAUGACGAGGGGGCAGGAGGCUGGGUCGUGGUGCAGUUCAUGAUCGCCCCAGCCCACUGCGAACUGCACUGCCCUUUUCAGGCCGCAGGGACUCCUGGCCCGGACCUAUUGGCCGCCAUCCAUGAGGCAAACAGAGAAAUCGACCUCCGCCUGGGCCGCCCUGUCACAGAGUGGGUGGUGGCCAGAUUAUUUCCGCCGUUGCACAAAGAUUUGAAGAUCGCCUCAUCUGGUGCGAUCGCCUACGGCAUCCUCCACACAGCGGUUAAUAAACGUGGCAUGCAUCCGGAGCCACCGCUGGAUGGCUGGUGGCGCCUGAAGAUGCUGGGCGACGCCGCUCUUGUGCGGCAAAGGAACGGGUCUCCCCUGCACGCUGAUCGCCAGGGCGCACUUGACUCAGUCUUGGCGACCAGCCCCGUGUCCAGCGAUCUCCAAAAUGCGACACCUGUGGCCCCUUCCCGCACUGACGUCUCCAUCCCGGGCGCCCUGUGCCCUGAGGCGCCCUCCAACGCAAAAGCAUCGACAAUCGCGAACCCGUUCAGCCUGAUCAUGUCUCGCAAGGUAAAACAAAGCGCCCGUCCGGAAAUGCCCGCGCUCGCAGCGAUGGUGGCAAGAAAUGCAGCGACGCUGGCGGCGUCGAUCCCUCCAGCCCAACAAACCGCACCGUAUGACGACCUGGCAGCAGUCGAAGCCCGGCUUCGCGCUGGCGUCACACGCGGCGUGGCCGCCGUUGGCUCCCUUCCGUCGACUGGAGAGAAACGUGCUCCGCCAAACGUGUCCCGGAAACGCGUUCGGGCAGGGAGCGACUUAGGAACGCCGCCACCGGCUAAGAAACGCAGGGCUUUCCUUGAGCCGCGGGGCGCUGCUCAGCAACGGGCCCUCGUUUUGGAUGCCGGGGCGGCCUGGCCCUGCGUCAGCCCAGUGGACCUGUCCGGAGGCCAAACGGACCCCGGCGCCCAGACCGCAAACGGCAGGCCGAAUGGCGGGCUCACCGGCCUGCUCAAUGGCGUCGUGGCCAAGAUGCAGCUCGCCGAGCAGAAGCUCCUUGCAAAGAUCACAAAGCGCGGUGACGACGCAGGAGGCAAGGGUGGCCGGGUCUCCGAAGCCUGUGCGCUCAUUGGGACGGCCCUGGAGGAGCUGAAAAUCGCCCAGCAGGCGGCGGGCGAAGGCGCUGCUUCAGCGGACCUCUGGGCCACUGAUCUAGCAGGCGUGGGGGCAAGAGGGGCUCGUCCCACAGCGAGCAAGGCAGAAAGAGAGCUUCUGGCUCCGGAGCUGCAUUCUUCGCAGCAGCUGUUCAAGACCCGCCCCACGACUCCACAAUGGGCGAUAACCGGAGGAUGCGGGUUUGACAGCGGCGCCACGCCUGAGUCCCCUUCCCCACCAGAAACGCUGCGCGAAACCAGCUUCGACCCCCUCACCCUCCGCAUGUCCGCUUCGAGGGCCAUGUGGCUGACCUCUCGCGUCCCUCUCAAACCGCACCAGAAGCUGCGUGCUAGCAGCGCACGCGCUUCCCCGGCGAUGCCUCUCACCGGCCCGGGCAUAAGCCAAUUAUGCUACGCGCCGAAAACAUUCUUCCAACAUCCUUGUAGAUUUGGAAACUCGAGUUCUGAUUGGCUGACGAUCAAUGUCUCGUGGAUGUUUCUCAAAAAGUCCCCACGUGAAGACAUACAACAUGAUGCAGGCAUGUAA